GAGAAAAGUGCCAUUCGAAAAGAAGCUGCAGGAUGAGGAUAUGAGGACAAAGAGUUCAGCCGAGCGACAAACAAACGCCGCUCGAAGACCAUAAAAUAUCAUUUGUGUUUACUCUUUUCGUUUCCUAACUUCAACGCCAAACUUCUAAAAACUAAUUCACCGACUACUUAUUUUUCCGUUGUAGCUAUGUUUUAUAGAAAAUAUGCCGACUCCAGCAGUGAGAGUGUCGUAUUGGCGGCAGAGCUGAUGCCUGUCGUAACCGGCUUUCUCGGCUUUUGUGUGUCGCAUCAGUGACUAUGGAUGUGAGAGCAGUUUUGGAGUUUGCCACAGUAACCAGGGGCCUCUCUCUGGUUCUGCAGGCUGUCUUGAACGCUGCUAUCCCUGACCAUGACGCCGAUGCGUUCAGGCCCCCUCGGACAGAGGACUCCCUGUACUUUGACUCGAUGGUGGAGUGGUUGUUUGGCGGCCUCUCUCACUGGGAUGCUGAGCACUUCCUCUUCAUUGCCGAGAGAGGAUAUCUUUACGAGCACAACUUUGCGUUUUUCCCCCUCUUCCCCGUCAUCCUCCGGGGCCUGGCAGAGACGCUGCUGUGGCCCCUGAGCAGCUGGCUGAGUGUGCGGGGGCGGCUGCUGAUUGCUGUGGCCCUGGGAAACAGCGCCCUCUUCCUGUUGAGCGCCGUCGCCUUGCAUGCCCUCAGUAGAAUAGUUCUCCAGGACAGGCGUCUUGCUCUGCUCUCCAGCCUGCUCUACUGCAUCACACCCGCCAAUGUUUUCAUGACUGCUGGGUACUCGGAGAGCCUGUUUGCUGCUCUCACUUUCGGUGGUCUUUAUCUCUUGGAGAAAGGAUUCAUCUUCCGAGCCUGCCUUGCCCUCAGCAUAGCUACCGCAGCACGAUCAAAUGGCCUUGUCAACAUAGGGUUUCUGCUGUAUCUUCCGUCACUGCAUGCCAUCUCCCAGAUUCGUUUGUAUCGCGCCACAACAAAAGGCCACAGUAAAGUCUUCCACUACAUCUGGGUCAUCAUCUGUCUGCUGCUGACCUCUGUCUUGGGAACUGCAAUUAUUGCCCUACCCUUCUGUGCUUUCCAAUACUAUGGUUAUAGGACGUUUUGCACACCAUCCACCUCCUUGGAGAGCAUUCCUCCUGCUCUCCUGUCAAUAGCUGAACGGAAGGGCUACCGGGUUCCGGAUGAAAACGGUCCACCACCCCUCUGGUGUAUGAGACCCCUGCCCCUGCUUUAUUCUCACAUCCAGGAUGUAUAUUGGGAUGUGGGCUUCCUCCGUUAUUUUGAGCUGAAGCAGAUACCCAACUUUCUUCUGGCUCUGCCUAUGGCCACCCUUGGAAUAAUUGCCUGUUAUGCAUACUUUCAAGCUAAUCCAGAGCUGUGUGUGAGACUCGGCCUUUGGGACACAAGUGCAAACAAAGGGCUUGACAAACCCACGCCUGGAUUCUUCAACCCUCGAGUGUUCGUGUAUGUGGUGCAUUCAGCAGUGCUGCUGGUUUUCGGGACAUUGUGCAUGCAUGUGCAGGUACUAACCCGAUUCAUGGCCUCCUCGUCUCCUGUACCAUUCUGGAUAAGUGCUCACCUGCUCCUCCUCAAUGAGCCACUCCUUCAUCGAAGGAAAACAUCAAACCCCAACGUGCAGCUGCAUUCUAGAAAUAGCUGCAAGCACACACCUCAGAAUCCUAUUGUUGCGCUCCUGCCACACUUAAAAGCCUGUUCUUCUACCACACAGAGCAUCCUGGGAUACUUCCUCUCUUACUGGCUACUGGGCCUUGCACUGCAUUGCAAUUUCUUGCCGUGGACUUGACUUAAGACAUUGUUUCAAGCUCUUAAUGCUAAAGUUCUGUGCAGGACUAGGCUGUAAAGUCAGUGCUUCAGCAGGGAUCCUUUGGUAUUUCAAUAAUAACCAUUAAUUGCAAUAAAAGGACAGU
Messenger RNA from Pundamilia nyererei, 1932 nucleotides. RefSeq names its product phosphatidylinositol glycan anchor biosynthesis, class V (gene pigv). Gene Ontology annotation, molecular function: GPI mannosyltransferase activity; alpha-1,6-mannosyltransferase activity. Gene Ontology annotation, biological process: GPI anchor biosynthetic process. The transcript is spliced from 3 exons. The record is from RefSeq and is a predicted model, not a curated record. Gene Ontology annotation, cellular component: endoplasmic reticulum membrane; mannosyltransferase complex. NCBI's taxonomy places the organism in Eukaryota, Metazoa, Chordata, Actinopteri, Cichliformes, Cichlidae. Bases 297 to 1808 code for a protein of 503 amino acids.